Messenger RNA from Sebastes umbrosus (honeycomb rockfish), 5595 nucleotides. It is a transcript of the gene klf5a, whose product is annotated as Kruppel-like factor 5a. Gene Ontology annotation, molecular function: DNA-binding transcription factor activity, RNA polymerase II-specific; RNA polymerase II cis-regulatory region sequence-specific DNA binding. Gene Ontology annotation, biological process: regulation of transcription by RNA polymerase II. The transcript is spliced from 4 exons. Bases 477 to 2039 code for a protein of 520 amino acids. Lineage: Eukaryota; Metazoa; Chordata; Actinopteri; Perciformes; Sebastidae. The record is from RefSeq and is a predicted model, not a curated record.
AGAUAAAUACACAGGAGGGGGGGGAAAAAAUCACAAAAAUAUGUUGUUUAAAAAAAAAAAAAAUUGGUUUAGGUGAGUUUAACCUUUAUCCUUUAUGGGUUGUGUGUAUGUGGUCUGGCUGGUCCUGUGUUUCACUUUACAACACUGUUGUCAGUGCAUGUAGAUGGAGCAGUAGGGCGGUGGCCAGUGAAUGAAUGAUCAAAGCCUCUUUAAAGGCUCGUGGGCGGUGCGUGUUUCUGUAUUUACACUGAGCCGCUCCGCCCUGCAGGCAGCACAUAGAAAACUGUCUGCGGGCCGGUGGAGGGAUGAAACAAGUGGAAGGAGAUGUAGCAAGACGGGCACGCAUUAAUAACAACUCCUCCACCACCACCAACACACACACCUCGUCAACUCCUCUCUCUCUCUCUCUCUCUCCACCGCUCACCAGCAUCCUCCUCUUGGCAUAGCGAGCAUUAGCGGUGCAGCAUCGGAGCUUCAUGGCCGCGACUAUGGCGCUGAGCGGCGGCGGUGGAGGCUCCGGCUGCAGCGGGCAGGAGGAGCACUUCUUCCCGCUGCAGAAGACGAGUCUGCCCGCUGGGUUCCCUCUGGAGGACUCGGCGCUGUUUGGGUUGGACUGCAAGAUCACAGACAAGACUGGACACAACGACUACGCACAGGCAAAGUGUGAGAUGGACAGGUAUCUCUCCCCUCUUCCCCUUCCAUCUCAUGCGGACGGCCAGCAGAAGUCACAGAGAGACGGUGCAUCUACGCUGGACCAGUUCUUCACUGGCGAUCACAACGGGGCUCCCUACACCCUCAACAUGAAUCUUUAUUUCCCCGACGCUGCCUACCUGAGGAUGGGCUUGUGUCAGCAAGUGCGGCACCCUCAGCACCAGAACCACACGGGUCUCGCCCAUAUCAAAACAGAAUCUGCCUCCCCGUGUUUCUCCCCCAACAUACAGCUGCACUGCCCCAGCACGACGCCCACCGGUAGCUGCAGCACAUCUGGGCACGGCCCCGGCAGUAUUGCCAUGGAAACCUCAGCCAUAAACAUGUCGUUAACAGGGUUACCGGACUUCACCAGUGUUUUCAACCAGUCGGGAGGCAGCCGCGACGGCGAUCCGGUGCCGGAGGUGUUCAUCAAACAGGAAAUGUCACCGCAGUUCGAGCAGCACGCUCUCCACCACCAUGACAACAGCGGCUCGCUGUUUCAGCUACUAAACUCCGGCUUGGACCAUCACCAUGGCAACGGUAUGGAGGCUCAGCAUCAGCAGCAGCAGCAGCAUCAUCAUCAUCAUCAUCAGCAGCAGAUACAACACACUUCCACUUCCACACUCCACACGCCUUUCCACGGUUUGCCGGUAGCUUCUUCUGCAUCCCAGCAAGAGCAGACUGCCAAGCCUGCCUACUGCGGCCUGGGUGGCGGGGCGUACACUCAUCCUCAUGCUCAGGCGCACCCCCAUUUCCUCCAGCAGCAGGUGCCCUACCUGCCGCCCUCACCGCCGAGCUCAGAGCCCGGCAGCCCCGACAGGCAGAAGGAGCUGCUCCACACUAUGUCCCCUCCUCCCUCAUAUGCAGCCACCAUCGCCUCCAAGUUGGCAGGUAGUACCCCUGGACUCGGACCCGACCCGGGACCAGGCAGCCUAACCCUGCCCCUCGCUACAGGUCCCACGCCGGUCCCAGGCCAAGCCGCAGGCCUUCCCCAAGGGCCUGCGACAACCCCAGUCCCAACCCCAGCUCAGACCACCGUGCCUGCCCGCUACAACCGGCGGAACAACCCGGACUUGGAGAAACGACGGAUCCACCACUGUGAUUACCCAGGCUGCAAGAAGGUCUACACCAAGUCGUCCCAUCUGAAAGCCCACCUCAGGACUCACACGGGUGAGAAGCCGUACAGGUGCACGUGGGACAGCUGCGACUGGCGCUUCGCUCGUUCGGAUGAGCUGACGCGUCAUUUCCGGAAGCACACGGGCGCCAAGCCCUUCCAGUGCGCCGUCUGCUCGCGCUCCUUCUCCCGAUCCGACCACCUCGCCCUGCACAUGAAGAGACACCAGAACUAGCAGCGUUUACACACACACACACACACACACACACACACACACACACACUACAAAAACACAAGCACUAUCUUGAAACACACACUCCCAUCUCCCACAAGUUACAAGCUGCCUGAUGACACCACAGCUGCUCCUGGUGCUGCUAUCCUGUGCUGAAAACGGUACGAUAGCCUAACAAACAUGUUGUUUUCUUAAUCCAGAGUGGGACGAUUCCGAGGUUGUAAAGCAGAGAGAUAACGGCCAGAUGAAGUUCCUGGUCCCUUAAAACCUCCAGAUAUACUUGGUAUAGGUUUCUUUGGAUGAAUGCAAAGAAGAAAGAAUUGUAACAAAAAGAAAACGGUAGCUCCAAAAUGUGUCUCCAGUCCAAUUGGACUCUUUUGUGUGACUGGAAUGAAAGCACUUACCACUCAAAACUUGUACAUCUUUUGUCUCUGUCCUAACAUAGAACUGGCUUCAUAUUUGUCUUUUCAUAAAGGAGAAGCUUUUGUUUGCAAAACUAGUCAAGCCAAAUCUUUGUUUACUCCGUGGUUUGUUAGUUUGUUCAUAUAACUGGAAUAUCCAGGUGUUUUUUUUUUUUGUUUUUUUUAACCAAAUCCUUUGGUUUGCACUAGAAUUGCUAAUCUAAGCCUUUUUUGGCCCAUGCAUCUCAUUCACCACUGGAACGAUCAUUAUCACUACUGGACUGAAUCUCCACACAAAUCAUUGCUGUUCAGAUAUUAAAAAUUGAAGGCAUUUAUACUCUGGAGAGAGGGAAGAUAGUGCAGGAAAAAAAGACGAGGGAGGGGUGGAGAUGAAGACAUAGGAAGAUUUUUUGUUUUUCGAGAGAGGAGAUCUGAGGACGACUGAGAAACAGAGGAAGGUGGAUGGUUGCUAAAGAGCAGCAAUUAGGUGAUGAAUUAUUCAUGUUGUCUUUCGGUGGAUUUCCAACCAGAGAAAUGUAAGCAGAACCUGUAGACGUAUCCCAGAAUUCACUCAGUUCAAACAGAAUUGACUGUAUUUGAUGCACAAGCUUGAAUUAAGCGUCUUCAAAAUACAAUUACUGUAUCUCAUCCAGCCUUUUUUUUUUUUUUUUUUUUUACUUCUUUAAAAUGUUUUAACCAAAGUAUCAUCGUCAUCACAGACACCUUAUUAAGUGCCUCCUCUGAUUUAUGUGUUUUUGUUCAGUGGUAGCAGAGCUGUGAUCAACGUAGACAGUACUUUUAAACACAUGUGGUGCUGUUUUUAUUUCUUAAUCUAUUGAAAUCUCUAGAAAAAAAGUGAAUUUCUUUUUUUAAAUUACAAAGUUUAUCCAUCAUUCAUUGUGAUUUAACAGGCCAGGCCACUUUAGGGACAUCCUGACAUUAUGUGGAAAUUUUUUUUAUUUUUUAUUAAACUGACAGUCAGUCCUCUCUCUGAGGGAUUUCACCCUCUGACUCUGUACACACUAACUUGCAAUUUGGCUCUAUCAGUCAAUCGAACAUGGACAUGUGUUUUGUUAAAGGACAAGUUCACAUUUUUUCUUAAAACAAUAUGCCCAUAUGUGCAUUGCGAGAGUUAUUGACUGCUGCAAGUGUUCCUCAAGCGACGUCCUCGUUCUGUGUAAAAAUGCAUUGUGAAGUUCAGCUGAAGAUAAUGUGAGGCUUCAUCAUCUUUCAAAGUUAUUAGUGCAAAAUUCACUCUAUGCCAGCGAUUAGCCAUGUUUCCAUAAACAUAUUUUUAUGCACAUUUGAAGUAUCACAUUAGAAAAGCUGUAUGGGAACGGCAAAGUUCGAUAAAACUUCCUUGAUUACGCAAAAACGUUUUAACACUCACUUGAGAAAGAGUUGACGCGCAGAAUGGGAUGUGGAAACAUUUUUGGCAAAUGAAGUCUGACGUAGCGAACAUUUAACCCACACGACUGAUCAGCCGUUUCCGCUUGGGGCGGCUGUGGCUCAGGAGGUAGAGCGGGUCGUCCACUUAUCGGAAAAUCGGUGGUGCAAUCCACGGCUCCUCCAGUCCGCAUGUCAAAGUGUCCUUGGGCAAGAUACUGACCCCCAUAUUGCUCCCAAAGGCCGUGCCAUCGGUGUGUGAGUGUGUGUGAAUGAGUAUUUAGAUUAGAUCCUGAUGGGCAGGUUGGCACCUUGUAUGUAUGGCAGCCAUCAGUGUAUGAAUGUGUGUGUGAAGGGUAAAUGUUGGCAAGUAGUGUUAAGCGAUUUGAGUGGUCGCUACUCCGGUUUACUGGAGGAUUACAUCCAUGCUUAAAGCGUAGCCUAUACCGCCAACUUCUGACAAAACUCGUUUUGCAUUGCUGAGUUUAUUCGCUCCAAACCAGUUGACGGAAGUUUCACACUUCUUUUUUGCGACAUAUCAAAAGCUCGCUUAAAAUUCGCUUGACAAUUGAACGGAAAUACGACUAGUGUUGUUGUUGAGCUGUUGUAAGGAAUAACACAAAGAGAGGAUACAAAGUACUGAAAAGUAGGGGUGUAACGAUACAUUGAUCAGUAUCAGUGAACAACAAUCCAAUAUCAUCGAUUCAAAGGGAAAAUAUCGAUACUUAUCGUCAUCUUUAAGAUACACCUUUAUUUUGAAAUUCACCCUUUAUAUUUAUUGUUUUCAUUCAAUUUUUUUUAUUGUUUUCCAUUUAAAUGUCUAAAAGAGCCCAGUAAUAAAACUGUCAAAUCAUGUUUUAGUUGAUUUUUUGUGAGUUGAUAUAAAUGUAACUGAUGGGCAUAUGAUAUCGUUUCUUAUCGAUCGCAGAACCUUGAAUUGAAUCGGAUCAAAAUCAUAUCAUGGCAGACUUUGUGAUAUCAGCAAAUAUCGUAUCGUUGUCCAAAGAAUCGAUAAUGUAUUGUAUCGUUAUGAAACUUACACCCCUACUAAAAAGAAAGUAACAUUGGAGUUUAUUAUCAGCGUAUAGUAACUUUGGUUGAAGUCAUUCUGUCCCCCAUCACUUGCAUUAAAAUCGCUCUAGGAACGGAUCUCGUCACAGUCGGUGGGGACAAUAGGAGCAAUUGCCUCAAUCCAAAACUCUUUUAAUGUACAUAUGGACACGAGAGUAGCGUUUUAAGACAGACUUGAAAAAAUGUGAACCUGUCCUUUAAUAUACCCUUGAAUGUCCAUUUUGAUGGUGUGAUUUAGUCUGCGCCUAUAACUGUAUUUGUUCAUUCACUGCAGGUAGCAUAAAGAUAAUAUAGCACUGUAAUGUAUCAUGGUAAAUCUGACUAUUUAUUUGAUUGUGUAGAAGUGGGGGUUGUAUCAGAUCAACCGUCUUUCUCCCCAGCAAAAAUGCCUUAAUGUAAAUAUAUGCACUGUAAAUAACUAUUGAUUUUUUUGUUUGUUUUCCUCUUUUGUUAUUGUUUUGUAAACAAAAGGGCAAAAAAAGAGAAAAAUGCCCUGCAUCCAAAAAUAUUUGAGCCUUUUUUUCUUUGGUUUUGUUCUCUUGUCAAAGAUAUUUUGAUGCCAUUGUUUUAUAUAUUGUCCUUCCAACAACUUAUUUUGUAGAUUUGUUUUCUUCCUAGUUAAACGUUCCAAAGACAAAAGUUGUUUUUUUCUUCAACUGAGUGAAACCGAUCCUAAUAAAGUCAACUGACACUUUUACAGA